GAGACAGAUGUUAGAGCCGAGCAAGAUGCAGGGCUGCAUGGUGGGGAGCAGGGCUAUUCUGGGCCUGCUUCUUCUGAUCUGUCUUCAUCUUCCAGGCUUCUUUGCCCGAAGCAUUGCUGCAGUGGAGGAGAUAGUUCUCCAAGACUUAGGAACCAGCUUACCUCUGCUUGAACAACCUUCCUUGACCAGCCACUCCAACUCUGAACUUCCUCAGCCAAAACCAGACCCUGGGCCAAAUGAUUUAACAAGGGUUCCUCUAAAGCCCAAUGCUUCUCCAUCAGAUGGCUCCCAACCUGCAAGAGGUUCUGGGGUUCAGAGGUGGCCCCCAACUGAGGACCUGCCCUCCAUGGAUCCCUGGCCCUCUGAGGAUCCUUGGAAGAUGAGGGCUGCCGCCACUGAGAACCACGUGGGGGAAGUGCUGCCUGAAAAACUGUCUUUCCUUUCUGAUGCUGUUGCCCUUUCACUGGGCAGCAGUCCUUGGCCUGCAGGGCCCUCUGCACGCUCCAUAGGCCCCAUACCUGAGGCUCUACUCCUCCACCAGGACUCUGAGUCUAGAUGGCCAUUCCAUUCUAAUGUUCUGGGAGCCCAGAGAGAAAUCUUUGCCCAACGCCCACCCUCUCUUAUUAACAGGAUUCGACAGCCACUGCCACCUGGGCACCCCUGGGGAACCCUAAAUCCAAGUGUGUCCUGGGGAGGUGGAGGUCCUGGAACUGGAUGGGGAACAAGGCCCAUGUCACACCUUUUGGGAAUCUGGGGUAUCAGUAAUCAAUACCCAAGUACUAGCUGGGGGAAUCUUAACCAGUAUCCAGGUACUAGCUGGGGAAAUAUUAACCGGUAUCCAGGAGGCAGCUGGGGAAAUACUCAUCUACGCCCGGGUAUUAAUAAUCAGUUUCCUCCCAAAGUUCUCCAUCCUACUGGCUUUUCUUGGAACAUCCCAGCUGGCUUCCUCAGUUCUCAAAACCCUGGGUCACAGUGGGGUUAGGAGAAAAUCCUAAGUUGGAAAUCAGAGAAUGGAGUCCUGCUCCCUCCAGUAUGCAGUAUGAACUAAAUCAAGACUCAACCAGUGUGUUUUCUAGCACCACCUCCUUUCCACUGCCUCCUCUGUUCCCCCCUUGCUGAACUCCAAUAAAAC
This is a messenger RNA of Hyaena hyaena (striped hyena), 1132 nucleotides long. RefSeq names its product chromosome unknown C6orf15 homolog (gene CUNH6orf15). Bases 8 to 982 code for a protein of 324 amino acids. Gene Ontology annotation, cellular component: extracellular matrix. The transcript is spliced from 2 exons. The record is from RefSeq and is a predicted model, not a curated record. Gene Ontology annotation, biological process: extracellular matrix organization. Lineage: Eukaryota; Metazoa; Chordata; Mammalia; Carnivora; Hyaenidae.